AUGUGGAGCGGUAAGAAGGGCAGCGGCAAAGGCAAAGGGUCCAAGGGCAAGACUCCGGCUUGGGCUUCGGACGGUUGGGCGUCCUCGUGGUCGGCCUACAACGAACCUUGGAAUGCCAAUCGAGAGUCGCCUCAGGAAUCUUAUGCCUGGGGGUCUUGGGGCAGCGAUGGCAAGGGAGGCAAAGACGACGGCAAGGGCAAGACCAAAGAGUAUGUGCCUCGGCUCGAGGGACGCUACGCCUUGGCGAAGGCCGUGCUGCGUCCAUACGCGGACGAGCAUGGCAAGGCCGUCUACGCUAGCACCUCUGUCAAGGACCUGUUCGGCAAGGACAGCAUGCGUCAAGUCCUGGACUCGCGCAACUGCGAGCUAGUUCGACGCCCUUCUGUAGGUCUCUCCACCAUAUCCGGAUCGGCGCGAGCCCUCUCCAAUUGUCUAGACACCUACUUGGAGGAAGGCGAAGGAACGCCCUCUGCGGUGUUGGGGCGAUUUGCGGAGUUCUUCCAGACUGCUGAAGCAAAAGCCUUCAUUGCAGCUUGCGAGGUUUUGGUGAAAGAGCGCACCUCGGAGACGAGCAAGGCUAAGCUGGAGGAUGCGCUCCAGACAUGGUGUAUGUUCUACCGCACACACAAGGCUGUGAUUUCCAAGAUGCUUCCAGAGGUUCUCGCCUUUGUGAGCACAGUCUACCUUGGAGGCAUCCAAAUGCUCGAGGCUGUGACCAUGUGCAACGCCCUCUCCAAUUGGGCGCACAAGAUACCGACUACGACGUCGAAUGCUGCCACGCUGGGCUCGUGGCAAUCCUCCCCGAAAGACCUCGGCCUCAUGAAGAAAUUCUUGAUGGAAUCGUUGCGCCAGAGACACGAGGACAGCGCAGGUUGGCAUCGUAAGGGCCUUCAAGGAGGCGACAGCGACGACGAAGAGGAAGCCUGGGGCGUCAAGAUGUCAAAAAGGCCCGCGCCCAGUUCUUCGGAGUCCUCAAACAGCUCGGAGAAGGCGCGCAAGAAAGCCAAGAAGGAAGCAAAGAAGCAUGCCAAGAAGGAGCGAAAGACGGCGGAGCGCGAGAAGAAAGAGCCUGAGCGAGAGGGUGCGACUGGAGCGGAACUUGGUCGGGAGGACGCCUCGGCCGUGGAGGAAGAGAAGUGA
Messenger RNA from Symbiodinium natans, 1140 nucleotides. The record is from the annotation of a GenBank genome assembly. NCBI's taxonomy places the organism in Eukaryota, Dinophyceae, Suessiales, Symbiodiniaceae.